Molecule: messenger RNA, 2289 nt
Organism: Dictyostelium purpureum
Lineage: Eukaryota; Evosea; Eumycetozoa; Dictyosteliales; Dictyosteliaceae
Exons: 1
Coding region: 1-2289 (762 amino acids)
Cellular component (GO): membrane
Molecular function (GO): nucleic acid binding; zinc ion binding; aspartic-type endopeptidase activity
Source: RefSeq, a predicted model, not a curated record
AUGGCGGAGGUACAGUUAAAUCACGAAUCAAUUUAUCAACGGGAAGAUAUUGAUUAUUAUAGACCAGUUAAAGUAAAACAAAAAGGUUAUUUAUUAUUCAAUGGUGAUCCCAACACCAUUUCGUUCAAAGCAUUCAAGUUAGGUUUAUCAGUUAUGUAUGAUAAUAAAUAUAAUGCAAAACAAAUUAUUUCCCAUCUCGAUAAAAGGCCAUUAGAAACAUUUUUAAAUUUUUAUUCCAUUGGAGGAUCAGCCGAAACCGCUUUAAAUAAUUUAGAAACCUUAUACGCACCCGUAGAAGAAGCUCCAAUCAGUAAAUUAUUAAAUUUUUAUAAAAGAAAAUUUUCAAAUUUUGAAGAAUUAAUAUUAGAAUUCAAUCAAGUAGAGUGUGUAUGUGUAGAUGUACCAGUUCCAGUUAAAGUCGAUUUAUUUAUUAAAUCUCUACCUGAUACAAUAAGAUUAGAUAUAAUUAAAACUGCUCCUAAAACUUUGAAAAUUGCCUAUGAAAAUGUCAGACAGAUUUCUAGAGCAACAGAAGAAUAUUAUGGUUAUUCAUUAAUACAAGGAAUCAAUCAAUCUCAAUCACUACCACCAUCUUUUAGACCAGAAAAUACAAUUAAAACUAGUUUGCAGUUAUCUAGUCCAUCAUCAUCUAUGUCAAAUUUUUCAAAUAAUAAUAGUUCCACAUCUUCAGUUAACGCUAUAAAUUUUAAAAAAAAUUCAAAUGUUAUUUGUCAUUAUUGUAGAAAGCCAGGCCAUGUAGUAAAUGAUUGUAGUAAAUUAAAGAAUAAAAAAGAAAAAGAGAUUGAGCAAAGUAAAAAAGAAAAUUUCAGUCAACCUCAAUCAGUUAAUGCAAUCAAUUGUAAAUUAGAAAUAAAUAAUAAUGUUAAUUCAAUUUUAGAAAAUCAAUUAAAAAAAAAUCCAACAGAAUUUAGAAAUUUAGUUAAAGAAAAUUUAGUUAUAGAAAAUAUUAGUGAAUUUGUUCCAGUUCAAGUUAUAGUUAAAGAAAAAGAAAGUUUAUUAGCUGGAAAUAUUAGUAAAAUCAUUCCUUAUGAAAAAGAAAUAAUCGAAGAAAAAAUUGAAGAUAAGUUAGAAAAAGAAAUUAUAGCCACCACAAAUAAUAAAUUAGUUUUAGUUCCAGAAGUAGAUAAGGCUAUAAAUUGUAUAAAUUUUAAACCAUUAAAUGUUAUUCCAAAGAAAGAAAGUAUUAAAUUUACAAAUUUCAAUUCACAUUUUAGUCUUGACGGAUAUCUUAGUAUACCUUUUGGUUUAGUCAAUUUUUUAUCAAUUUGUCAAAGUAAAAUUCAGUUAUCAAAUCAUCACGCAAUGCAUCUCAAGUUUGUUUUUGGUAUUUUAAGAGAUGCUGCUAUAAAAUUAAAAUUAGAAAAAUAUGAAAUCGCUCGGAAAGAAAUUAAAUUUUUAGAUUACAAAAUUUCAGAAAAAGGUGUAUCUAAUGAUGGUAAUAAACAUUCAAAUCUCUUAAAAACUCCUGUACCAUCAAGUAAAAAACAAUUAACACCAUUUGUAGAUCUUUUCAAACAUCAAUAUGAAAUUAUUUAUAGUCCUAGUAAAGUCAAUUAUUUUAUAAAUUUAUCAAGAAUUCAACAUUUAGCUUAUGGUAAAGAACUUGUGUUAAAUAAUAAGCAAUCAGUUAUGGAAAAUCAAAAUAAUAAUUUAUUAUAUAAUAAUAAUAAUGAAUAUUUAACAACUAACGAAAAAAAUAAUGAAUAUUCAAAAUUUAGAAAUCAAGGUCAAUUAAAGUUGUCAAUAAUCGAUAUCUCUUCAUCAAGUCAACAAGAAUUAGAUCCAAUAAUAAAUAAACUUUUAGAAAUGUACUAUUCAAUAACAAAUAAGAAACCUUUAAGUUAUCAUUUAAUAUCUAAAGAAAAAUGGACAGAAAGUAAUUACCCAAAGCAAGAAAUAUACUCAUUAGAUAAAGCUGAAAUACAAACAUUCUCAUGUAAUAGUUAUAAUACCGAUACGUUAAAUCAUUUUAAUCAAGAAUAUUUUAAAGUAGUAAAAGGAAAAUUUAGUAAAGCUCCUAGUUUGUUAGUACCAUUUGAAGUUAAGUCAGAAACAUUUGCAUCUAUUGGAAAAGAUUUUAUAGGUCCGAGAAUCAGAAAAAUUUUAGAGAAAAUUUUUUUAAUUAUGGUAUUUGUUUUAAAGGGGGGCAUAUGUGAUAUAACAACAAUUCUAAAAUCAAUUCAAAUUUAUUAUAAUAAUUAUAAACAUAUAUCACAUUUAUUAGAAAAAGACAAACAUAUAUUAUUUUAUAAUUAUCAACAAAUUUAG